Molecule: messenger RNA, 1759 nt
Organism: Zingiber officinale
Lineage: Eukaryota; Viridiplantae; Streptophyta; Magnoliopsida; Zingiberales; Zingiberaceae
Product: dof zinc finger protein 4-like
Exons: 1
Coding region: 711-1604 (297 amino acids)
Biological process (GO): regulation of DNA-templated transcription
Molecular function (GO): DNA-binding transcription factor activity; DNA binding
Source: RefSeq, a predicted model, not a curated record
CUCUAACCAUCCUUCUAUUUACACAACAACAUGUAAACCAUUGAUAUUCCAUACUAUUACAAACAAAACACGUAACUAGCACAAAACAGGAAUCUUUUCCCCCAAGGAAACACAAUUUGUCAAUGCAUUAAAGACUGAUGAUGUUAUUUAGAAUUGUGAAACUCAUUUCAACCUAAAAUGAUUAAGUUGCUUAAUUAGGUGGUGGGCAUGUUACAUGUGAGAUUAAUUGAGCAGACUAACACUUUUCAACAUGGACUUCCUUGUCACUUGGCUUUGAUACCAUAUCGAGACUUGCAACAUAGUCAUUUCAGUCUAAAGAGAUUAACUACUUUGAUGCAACUAAGAAAGCUCUGUUUUACAAUAGACAUUUCAGUCUAAAGUGAUUAACUACUUAGAUGCAACUAAGAAAGCUCUGUUUUACAAUAGAGAGAAUUGCAAUUAGUUUAGGGAGAGCAAAGAGGAAACAAGGGCAAAAUAGGUUUUCGACUGGGAGAGCAACACAAGAUAUUUUGCAUCUGCUACAUGUUAAAUAUUAUAAUGUGUUUCAACUAACAGAUGAAGAUUUAGGAGAGCGAGCGAAGAAGAAGAGAAAAAAAGCCAGUUAGUUACAAAGCAGGAGGAAGAGGAAGAGGAAGAGGAAGAGGAAGAGGAGGAGCAGGAAGCUCUCUUACCGGAACCUUUGCCGAGAAAGCUUCUGGAGUCGCAAACGAAUGAACGACUACCGGUCGAUUCCGGGCCUUGCAAGCCGCCUGUUCGGCGGUGAGGCCAGAGGAGGAGCAGCAGGACGGCACCAGGUCCGUGGUCAUCCUUCUCCGGCGGUACCCGUCAAGUGUCCUCGCUGCGACUCCACAAACACCAAGUUCUGCUACUACAACAAUUACAACCUCGCCCAGCCCCGUCACUUCUGCAAGGCCUGCCGCCGUUACUGGACCAAGGGCGGAAUCCUCCGCAACGUCCCCGUCGGCGGCGGCUGCCGCAAGUCCAAGCACUCCUCCACCUCAAAGCCCUCUGGCGGCCUCGCGUCGCCCAGAGAACCGUCGCCCUCAGGCCACUCCGACGGUCCCAAUUCAGCCAUCGCGGCCUCUAAUUCAGACGAAAACUCCAAUCCGACGGCUUACUUCAACCAAGAUGCGCGCGCGAGGGCUCCGCUAGCCUCGGAUGCGGAGAUCUUCGUCGAAACAGCAGUCUCGUCCGUGCUGGCUCCGACGAUACUCAGCGACUUCGGUGCUCUGCUACCGAUUUCGCUCCAGUGCCGGCAGAUGGCGGAGGCGGCGCAGAUCGGAGCACAGCCGGCGUACUUGCAUCAGACAGCAGCGCCGAUUCCACUGCAGCCUCUGCUAGACGCAGCAGAGGGGUUCAUGAAUUCGGCGCCGCCUCCGCCACAGAUGCUCCCGAUCCAAUUUCGGCCGAUUUCGGUGGAGGAGGUCGCGGCUCAGCCGAACUUUUUGGACCAGGCAGCCGUCGGAGGGAUGGGAUGGUCCGGGGGUACGAUGGAUCCGGCGAUCUUCGGCCUUUCUACAGCGGUGGAGACGCCGGCGGCGGCGCGAGUGUAUUGGAGCGACGGCCAAUGGAGCGACGCCGAUCCCGCCCUCUUUCUCUCUUGAAUUAAUGGAUUUAAUCCGUCUUAAAUCUCCAUUAACGCUAAUAAUCUUCCCAUCAGCUUUUAAAUUUAUGGCUAAUUAUGCAUAUUUGGUCCUCUUCGCCUCUUCUUGUGUAUUUGAUUUCAACAACAAACUAAUUAAUAUUAAUUUUAAAAUAA